CCAGUGUCGGGUCGACGAUCGGAAGCGUUGCCUCGUUCUCACUGCUAGCUCUCUCUCUCAUUCGCGUGCGUGAGGGGAAGAUCCGGCAACGAACGAAGACCCACACACUGUAAUAUUUUAAUCAAAGUGUGGUGCUUACUAUCUCAAACGAAAAAUACAUAAAAGAAGAAGUGUGUACACAUGUUUCGAUCGUAGUCAUCGGAAUCAAGAGCAAGUGUGUGCGCGAAUAAGAGUACGAAAAUAAAUUUCUUUUUCGUGCUGCGAAACUCUCUGGAGGAAGUGCGCAGAGAGCCACGUGUUAAAUUUAAUCAAGAACGACGAAGACACGAUCGGAAGAGACAAUGGAUUUGCUAUGCUGCGAGUCAAGUUCUCCGGCCGAAGCAACGGCUUACCUCGACCCGACUAUUCUCGCGGACGAUCGCGUACUUCAAAAUCUAUUGAAAAGCGAGGAGAGGUACGCCCCCUCACGUUCCUACUUCGGCAUCGUGCAGAAGGACAUCUCGCCCAUCAUGCGCAAAGUCGUCGCCGAGUGGAUGCUUGAGGUAUGCGAGGAACAAAAGUGCCAGGAGGAGGUGUUUCCCCUAUCCAUGAACUACCUGGACAGGUUUCUUAGCAUCUGCCCGAUCAGGAAGUCGCAGCUACAGCUACUCGGCACCGCUUGUCUUCUUGUUGCAUCCAAGUUACGAGAGCCAAGGCCACUCACCGUCGACGUGCUUGUCUUUUACACCGACAACUCCAUCACGCACGAAGACUUAUGGUCGUGGGAGCAACUGGUAGUAUCAAAGUUGAAAUGGGAUUUGUCAGCGGUGACACCCGGCGAUUUCCUGCUGUUCAUCCUUACGCGACUUCCAGUUGACACGCGAGUUUGGGACUCGAGGAUGAUCCGGAGGCACGCCCAGACGUUCAUCGCACUCAGCAUCAGAGAGUACAAAUUCGCGAUGUACACGCCGAGCAUGAUCGCAGCAGCAUCGGUAGCAGCGGCACUGCAUGGCCUCGACUGGACAAACAAAAGUGGAUAUACUCUGCCGUGGCUGCUUGCCGAGCUCACCCGUAUCACCGCCAUCGAGCAGGACUACCUCAUCAACUGCCUGGAGCAAAUCGAAGACAUGGUACAGACUGGAUGUUUAAACGCGAACAUAAGCACGGGGAAUUACCAAGCGGUGACGGCGCCAUCGGGGGGGCAUCAAAGACCAGUGGGGGACCAAGAAAUGACUUCCCAGACGAAGAUUAUGGAGCACGAGAAAGCGGGAACUCCGACCGACGUGAGGGAUGUGCAUUUUUAAAUCAAUGUACCGCCAUCACUGCUACUACUACUACCACCAUCAUCACCACUACCACCACCACCACCAAUACCAAUACCAAUAUCAAUACCAUCAGGAGUCAUCAGGACGAUGAUGAUCAUCAAACGCCUCCCGCUUGAUUAAGAAGGAAAUGCACUUUAGCGCGAAGCGAAUUUUCUUUUUGUUCCUCCGAUACUGCAGCAACCCACACUUUAUAUAUAUAUAUAUAUAUACACACAUACAUAUACAUACCACUUUUUUUCGUGUGGAUUUUUUUGGUGGUUUUUGUCGAAACUGAGAGAUAAAGAAAUAGAGAAUGAUAAAGAAUUCGUUUUCGACGCAUUUAUUAUACGCGAGAUUGUGGUUGUUUAAUAGUUUUGUUCUGUAAGCACUUACUGCCCUUGUAUGCUUUUCUGUAUUGAGUCGACAGAAACUACCAAAGUACUUUUGCAUAAGUUUUGUAAGUUUUUGAACAUAAGAUUUGUUCAAUGCAUGUAGGAUAUUCGUUUUUUUUUAACAGACAUACACAUACACAAAUACAAAAGUGAGAAACUCGCAUUUAUUUUGGCAAUUUUUUUAUAUAACAGCGAUUAAGAAAUAAGUCGAUUUUUUUUACAAUUGUCACAAUUGUUCACAGCUUGCUACUUCGCGCGAGGAUAAUUUCUUUUUUUUUUACUAUUUAAUGUAAUCAAGCAUGUGCAAAAAGUAUUAUGAAGCAACAGUAGAUUUUGGUAAGAAAGAAUAAACCUUUGCUUCGACACAUUCUUUCUAAAGAAUGAAAAAAGUGAGGAAAUGAAGAAAAUUAAAAAAAUGAUGCGGCAGUAAAUGUGCAAGCGAAAAAGAUAAUUUUUUUUGGAGGCGUGCUGGGGGAAGGCAAUGCAAUACGCUUUACACAUUAUAAUUUUUAAGGUACACUUAAAAUUUUGUCACUGUCGUAUACAAAAAAAAAAUAAAUAAAAAAAAGAAUAAUUUACACACACCCAUGGAACGUUAAUAAUGUAACUGUUAACGACGUCGAUGUAUAACCGCUACAAUUCAGGAUUAAGAAGAUACAAAUUGAAGAUACGAAAAAAUGCAAAUAGUCAGAUCGAGUCACUAAAACGUUUGUACAUAGUACGUUAUUGCUAUUAUCUUAACUCUUAAGUAAUAUUAUUUUUAUUAAUUAUUAAUGCUAUUAUUAAUAUUAUUAUACGUUAUUGCGAAUAUCAAGCGGAUGUUAGAGCAUAUUAUGGCGCGCGACUAAACAAGCGUGAAAGAUUCUUUUGUAAGAGCGCACGAUUUUUUAAUGUUAAAACAACGCGCACGUAUGUUUGUUUCCAAAUAAAAAAAAGACUAAAAUGUAGACAAAAAAAGAUUUACGGAUGAAGUGGAGCAUUUUUGCUCAUUUUACUCGGUUCCUACGUUGAAUAAGAGCGAGCAUGAAAAAGAACAUUGCAUAAAAUGUAAAGAUCGUGUGCAUGUUGAGUAGAAAGAAAACAAAACAUAGAUUAGCAAUGUUAUGAAAAAACAGUAAUUUAAUUUGAAAAAAAAAGUUUGAAAAAUCAGUCGUAGAAAUGUAAGUGAAAAAAUUUGUGAACGUGUUUAAGACGAAAAUAAUGCGCUUUUUAGCACACUCGUAAACAUUCUCCAGUUUUAAUUAACGUAGUCCUUAGCGAAAUUAUUAAAAUAUUUACCAUUCGUCAUUUCUUCUGUACUUUAACACUCGCAGUUCAAGAAAAAAAUAUCCAAUUGUAAAUUUUUUUACGCAUUAUUGGUAGUGUUUUAUACACAUGUCACCAUUUUUUUAUUUACAACAAAAAACAAUUUGAGAUUUUUUUUUGUCGUUUUGAACUAAAUACGAAUUGUUCAAUCUUUAAUAUAUUAUUUAAUCUAAAAGACGUGUUUACUUUUUUUUAUAAUAUAUUAGCGAGAUCGAGUGAAAAAAGUUAAAAGAAAAAAUGUGAGAUUGAGUGGUUUUUAUAUUAAGCGCUGUACAUACAUAAACUGUAGCAUGCGUAAGUUCUAAAUAGGCUAAGCUUGAGGAAUUUGUAACGUGUAGAUAGUAAAGUUGUCAAAAGCGAUUAAACUUCGACUCUGUAUAUUUGUUUGUAAGGAUGUCGAAUUAAGCAAAAAAAGUAACCGUAAAGCAACCGCACUUUUAGAGAACUUGUAGUACUUAAAAAGAUGCAAGCGCACAAUGGUAGGAAACCCGAAAUUAUAGAAUUAUUAAUUGAAAAAUCCGAAAUACAGCGAAUAACUGAAGAAAUCGCUAUUUCCUUGUGCAAAAUGUAUAGUCGAAAAAAAUAAAAUAUUGCCUUUUUAUAGAAAAAUAUCCAUUUGACUUUUUCAAUCAUAAUUCGAAAUCCAAUCAACUUUAAAUAACAUUUUUUUCUUGACUUGAUCCGAUAUCGUUGAAAUAAUCAUAGUUUAUCACA
Messenger RNA from Phymastichus coffea, 3694 nucleotides. It is a transcript of the gene CycD, whose product is annotated as G1/S-specific cyclin-D2. The record is from RefSeq and is a predicted model, not a curated record. Gene Ontology annotation, molecular function: cyclin-dependent protein serine/threonine kinase regulator activity. The transcript has 6 exons. Bases 342 to 1283 code for a protein of 313 amino acids. NCBI's taxonomy places the organism in Eukaryota, Metazoa, Arthropoda, Insecta, Hymenoptera, Eulophidae. Gene Ontology annotation, cellular component: cyclin-dependent protein kinase holoenzyme complex; cytoplasm; nucleus. Gene Ontology annotation, biological process: positive regulation of G1/S transition of mitotic cell cycle; mitotic cell cycle phase transition; regulation of cyclin-dependent protein serine/threonine kinase activity.